UCCAAAUCGGAUUACUCUGCAUACUUUAAAGCUCUGGAAGCUCAAGGUCUGCAGCUCACUUUCAGGAAAGUGGAAGAGAACUCGCCUGCUUUGUACAACUACGAAGAAGUGGCAUUCGAUCACCUUUUGCUUUUCGCUCCAACGGCCAAAUCAUUACCUUCUGAUCUAGCUCCUCAAAAAUUGGUCAACUUCUUGCAACAAAAUGGCAAUAUCCUCUUUGCCUUGUCAAGCGAAUUGAGUGAAUUGUACAGAGAUUUGGCACGCGAAUUUGAAUUGGAGACUGAGGAACGCGGAACCUCCGUUGUGGAUCACUUUGUCUCAUUGCAGAACGAUGAAACGCAUACACAAAUUGCCGUUCCAAAGUCGUAUCGUUCAUCAGUGGAAGGUAUCUUUGCCGGUGUUCAAGAUGAUCUUCCUUUCCUUUUCAAAGGAGUUGCUCACAGACUGGGACCAAAUCCAUUGGCGUUCCCGAUUUUGAAAGCGCCUUCGACUGCUUAUUCGUUCGAGUUGCCCUCUGAUUUAAGUUCGAUUGACCGACUCGAUAAUCCAGAUCGCGAAGCCGCAAUGGGAAGUGAUGAAGAUGUAGCUCUGAUCAGUGCUUUCCAAUUAUUGGACACCAAUCGCCGUGAUGAGAAUGACGGACCAAAGAGACAAGGUAGCGCAGGUCGUGCCGUGUUCUGCGGUAGUUUGGAAGCAUUCUCAGACAAAUUCACUACACCUCGCGGUCAAAUUCGCACAAGAGAUGGAAAGACGUUUAAAGGAACGUCCAAUUUGGCAGUCCUGUCCGCUCUCACUUCUUGGCUUACACAACAGCAAGGUGUCUUACGUGUCGAACAGACUUCUCACAGUCGUGUGAAAGAACAUGAACAUGAUGUUCGUGAAUCAUACGAAGAAUUGGACGUCAUUGACGAGCAUGGCGAAAGAAGAUUGCAGCGCAUGUAUCGAAUCAAAGAUACUGUUACAUUCUCAAUCGACUUAGUACAACGAACACCAAAGGGAUGGCUACCCGCACCAACGGAUUUGGACUUGCAACUCUCUCUCGUUAUGCUGGACCCAUACAUCACCACCAAUCUUACCGCACAACAACCCUCGACGAUCAACCUAAACAAUGCUGAUACAAUUCAAGCAAACACGGUUGCAUCUUCAAUUGUUGACGGAAAAGAUGGAAGUGCACGGGCAACAAGAUACUCUUCCACCAUUCAAUUACCCGAUCGUCAUGGUGUUUAUACUUUUAUCGUUGAUUGGAAGAGACACGGUUGGAGUUACAUUCACACAAGGGACACUUCUCCCGUUCGACCAUUUAAUCAUGACGAACAUCCUCGCGGCUUGCACAGUGCUUGGCCUUAUGUCGUUGGUGCAACGAGUACAGCGGUAGCAUUCUUGCUGUUCUGCGUAUUGUGGAUCUGUACACAAGAG
Meira miltonrushii is the source of this 1416-nucleotide messenger RNA. Its product is annotated as Dolichyl-diphosphooligosaccharide-protein glycosyltransferase 48kDa subunit. Gene Ontology annotation, cellular component: oligosaccharyltransferase complex; endoplasmic reticulum membrane. The annotation marks the transcript as partial. The transcript has a single exon. NCBI's taxonomy places the organism in Eukaryota, Fungi, Basidiomycota, Exobasidiomycetes, Exobasidiales, Brachybasidiaceae. The record is from RefSeq and is a predicted model, not a curated record.